AGUAGUGAUGUUCAGUGCUUCAAACCAGAGGUAGAGGAGUGAAGUGCAGAUUGGGUGGGUUACAAAGAUUGUGCAGACCACGAUCGUGUUGCAGGAGGUCUCUGCAAGACUCUGCUGCAAUGGUCCCAUUUGACAGAGCAGAGAAGAAGGUUACAGCUGGGGCGGGGUUUCAUAUCACACUGAAUUAUCUCCCAGCAGACUUCAAUAAACACCAAAAAGACGUGUUUAGCUCCUAUUCUCGUCUGCAAGAUUAAAAUGGACCAAAAAUGGCUUCUGAUUCUGGUGAUUGUGGUGUCUUGUCAGAAAUUUACUACAGGAGCUGCCAAAAACAUAACAGCAAAGGAAGGACAGAGGGUUUAUAUGAACUGUAAACAGAUACCAGGGGCCAGCAUGAUUGUCUGGUUUCGAGUCCUGAGCAAUUUUCGCAUGGAAUUCAUUGGGUCUUUCAGCACAAAAUGCAUAAAAAAGACAGUGAUAACAAACUUCGAUGGGCUCUACACUUGCACUGAGGAUCAUCUAACACUGAAGUCCUUCAAAAAAAACGACACUGGCCUAUAUAGCUGUGCGUCACUUAUCCAAGGUAAUAAAUUGGAGUUUGGAGACGUAACACGAAUAUCUGCAGAAACAACUGUAGUUAAAACUGAAGCGCCACCAACAUGCACCACCAAACCGAGUGUGCCCAAAAUUGCAACCUGUACUUGUGAAGGCAAGAAAGGAGGAGUUUCAGAAUGGGAGUACAGUUCUGCUAUUACUUGUAGUCCAAUAAUACUGGGAGCUCUUGCUGGUAGCUCUGGCCUUUUUCUUCUGCUCCUCAUCGUCACCAUCUUGUACUGCAAUCGGAUAAGGACACGGAGAUGCCCACACCAUCACAAAAGAAGACCUCGAACGGCGCCUCCUGCAAAAGAACCGAUGGCCGACAGAUAUGUUUAAUCUAAAUGGUGAAAUUUCAGACACUUCUUUGCUUUCAUGCUAUUGCUGCAUCUUCUCAUCCUGUUUGCUAAAGUCAGCCUAAAACAUUUUCUUUGUUUUUGAAAAUAUAAGAUGGUUUUAAAGUGGUUGUGUAUUCAGCGCAUAAAUGGAAAGCCUUUUAUUGCCAGCAAUGAGUUAUAAUUUUCAUGUGGCUUGAUGGCUAACAACACUGUUUUGUCACUGGUAGAUUGAACCCUUUUAAUGAUAAUUGUGUGGUUUAAAGAGUUUAUUUUGCAAAUCCACAUCGAUUCUUAUGGUUACGGGUACGACUGAAGAUGAUCCUGAGAAGCAUAUUCAUUUUGUUUCUGAACUGUGAGCAAUAAUUGUAUAUAAUUCUUUUGAAUUUAAAUAUUUUGUAUUUAAUUUUUUGGGAAGUUUUAAAAGCAAUAACAGCGUGCUUUUGUUUUGCAUUCUGCACACACUUUAUUUGAAUUGCUGCACUUGCAUUUAGUCAUCAAAACAAUUUAAAGCAGUUUUUUUUUUUUAUGGCUUGUUUAAAAUUACACUUACUCCAAAAGUAUUUGAUCUGAUUCAUUCACAUGUUUUUAAGGCUGUAGAAUAAUACUGAAAAGAACAAAUAUGGCACUUUUUUUUGUUUUUGCUUUUAAUUGUUGUACAUCCUCAAACAAAAAAAAAAGAAAAAAAAAGAAAAAAGAUUCUCCUGUCUAUUUUCAACAUAAAACACUGUACAAAAAAAAAAUAAAAAAAAAAAUAAAACCACUCAGACAAGCAUUCCUUCUUCAAUGAACUGCAUUUGACUUUAUUAGAUUUUAUUUUUUCCACACAUCAAACCCACUCAUUUGGAUUCCCAUCAGUCAUUCAGGGUCUUGGCACAAAAGUAGAUUUGAGCAAAAGACAUUUGUUUUUUAAGCCCCCCCCCUUGAGUCUAAAGGAAGUGGGGUGCUACAACUGUAAGCAGAGCGCAAAACCACAAGUCAAGAGCGGAUAAAAAAAAUUCUUUCAUAGGAGAUUACACUCCCACGCACUUUAAUACAUACACAUUUCCCCUUGCACCUUUACAAACACAUUGUUUGUUCAUCUUUCCUACAAUAUUUAGUUAUUUUCUCCAGCAUAUUAAGUCAGUUAAUGUUAUCUUUUGUUUCUCUUUUAAGGUACGAUAAUAAUAAAACGAUACUACAUGAUUUAUUUAUGUAUUUAUUUUUUUUCAAUUUAGUUAGCAUUUCCCCUUAUACAUGUCAUAUCUUGGCUUAACUCCACAAAAAAAGGGUGGAAUUAUAGUGACUAACUUUACAAUUGAAAGCAAUAGCCCUUUGUAAAUUACAGUGUUGUGUUACGUAGAGCAAAACUCUUUUACAGCUCACAAACAACGGCAGUUUACAAAGCUUGUAAACAUCCUGCUUCAAUAAGUGCACUUAUGAACGUCUUUUUUUUUUUUUUUCCAUUCUGCAAACCCAAAUACAUAGAAAAAGACCUACUUGACAGAUAUUGGUCUUUUUAAAGAUAGAGGCAUUUGCAAAAAGCUCUCCAAUACAGAAUUAAUUAGAACACCUCCUGGGAAAUCCACAUAUUUAAUAAUGUAAACUAUGUAUUGUUCAAAACAUAUGUGAACUGUACACUAGUGUCUUAUGUAAUGGUGUCCAAUCACGACAUGAUAGAAAAACUUUUUGUGUGUGUGUACAUCUGGAUUGCACAAAACUUCCCGGUGCUAUACACCUACUCCAUACUGCUCUCACACAAGUCUCCACUGCUCCAACUAAUGUCACAACACCAGCAGGUUUAGGUCACCGGUGUUGUAAUAGAAGUGUUUUGCUGGAGGAAAAAGAAAAAA
Messenger RNA from Oreochromis aureus, 2758 nucleotides. RefSeq names its product CD8a molecule (gene cd8a). The record is from RefSeq and is a predicted model, not a curated record. The transcript is spliced from 6 exons. Bases 256 to 930 code for a protein of 224 amino acids. Lineage: Eukaryota; Metazoa; Chordata; Actinopteri; Cichliformes; Cichlidae.